ACUGUGCUAGUCAGAAGUGGAAUCUCUAAAUUUCUAAAAUGUUUCAUCUCUAAUUUAUUUACAUCUUAAGUUUUAAUAAUAAAAAUUACUUUAUGGCAGAUUUUCAAGAGCAAUUGAAAAAUUAUCGUCAGCAAAAGCAAAAGGAAAGAUUGUUAAACAGCUUCAAAUUAAAACUUAAACGUUUUUGGAUGCUGGGCACUGGCGCGGACGCAACUCAGGGAAAAUGUCAAACCACAAUCGAAGUUAAGCCAGCCUCAGAUAAGUCUUCUGACAUUAAUGAUACACCAGAGGAAUAUGUGUCUUCAGACGAUGAAAUUGAAGCGUCACAUAGAGUCGUCAAUGCCAGCGAAGAUAAGAAUAAUAAGUGUUUAAAAUAUACUCUGUGGGCGGUCUACUUCCUGUUUUGGGUAACAUUGUAUGUGAUAGCAAUUGAGCUGAAGUUCGGGUUGGUCUUCUUGAUGUUCUCCGCGUUAUUUGGAAUAUAUUUCAACACCAGAACUGGCCCAAAGGACCCCAACGAAAUAAGUGCUUACAGUAUAUUUAAUAAGAACUGUGAAAGUAUAGACGGCACUUUAAAGGCGGAGCAAUUCGAGCGAGAAAUCCGCUACGGCUCUGGUAGCGUGCGAUAAGUGCAAUUUAUAAAUAUUGAAAUAUGUAUAUGUAAAAUAUUUGGCAUAAACUCGUGAUUGGAAUUUUUCCCAAGAUCUGUACUUUAAAAUUUACUUAAAACGCAGUAUGCGACUUUUAUAUAAAUUUGAUGCAUCAACGUGUUUAUGAUACAAUGCCCUUAAUUUAUAAGAAAAAAUAAUCGUCAUUAAAUUAUAUACGAUGAAAUUGUAGAAAUGUA
Messenger RNA from Drosophila mojavensis, 847 nucleotides. RefSeq lists its product as uncharacterized. Lineage: Eukaryota; Metazoa; Arthropoda; Insecta; Diptera; Drosophilidae. The transcript is spliced from 2 exons. The coding region runs from base 93 to 629 and encodes 178 amino acids. The record is from RefSeq and is a predicted model, not a curated record.